Molecule: messenger RNA, 3320 nt
Organism: Glossina fuscipes
Lineage: Eukaryota; Metazoa; Arthropoda; Insecta; Diptera; Glossinidae
Gene: per
Product: period circadian protein
Exons: 13
Coding region: 264-3320 (1018 amino acids)
Biological process (GO): negative regulation of transcription by RNA polymerase II; entrainment of circadian clock by photoperiod; circadian regulation of gene expression
Cellular component (GO): cytoplasm; nucleus
Molecular function (GO): transcription corepressor binding; transcription cis-regulatory region binding
Source: RefSeq, a predicted model, not a curated record
CCAUAUACGCUAGGAAAAUUGUUUAACUGUCAGUAGACAUAUGAAGUUCUUAUAGUCAAGUCGCAAUUCGUUCUCGAUAUUGUAUGAUAAGAAAUGAAAGUAAGAUCGAAAAUUAUUCAACCAGGAAUCCUUAAGAAUAUUUAACAAAAAAAAAAAAAACAUUUGCAUAUUGCUUAGUAUUAUUGAAGCAUUAACGUUAAUUUUCAUAAAAGAGAAUCAUUUCGGAUACGUAUCAUAAAAAUAAAAAUUAAAAUAAAGUAAAAAUGGAAGGCGAAUCUACGGAAUCAACACAUAAUACUAAGGUCUCGGAUUCAGCCUAUUCGAACAGCUGCAGUAACAGUCAAUCGCAAAGAAGUGGCAGCUCAAAAUCACGUCUUAGUGGCAGUCACUCUUCCGGCAGUAGUGGUUAUGGUGGUAAACCUUCAACUCAAACUAGCAGUGAGAUACAUAUCCCAAAACGUGGCAAAGAUAAGGCACGCAAGAAGAAGAAGCUAAAAUGUUCAUCUUCGACGGUCGGAAAUGUACUCGAAAGCGCACCCGAAGAUGGUCCACAAGUACCAGAAUCAUGUCAACAUGAUAAUGAUGAACAAUUAUCACACAAAGAUAUUUCCAUUGCACAAACCUCUCGUCUGGAUAUAAAAGAGAAUUUAGAGAAAGAUACAAACGAUAAAAUAUCUGAAAAGCCCUUACCAUGCCCAACACCAUCACCACAAUUAGUAGCUAUACAACAAGGUACAAAAUCUGAGAAGACUUGUGAAUCAGCUCCUGCCAAAUUGGAAACCUCUACUAAACCAGAAAAAAUUAAGGAGGAAAGUUUUUGUUGCGUUAUAUCGAUGCAUGAUGGUAUCGUACUUUACACAACGCCCAGUAUUACCGAUGUACUUGGCUUUCCACGCGACAUGUGGUUGGGUAGGUCAUUUAUUGAUUUCGUUCAUUCCAAGGAUCGAGCGACCUUUGCCAGUCAAAUAACUACGGGUAUACCGAUAGCCGAGUCGCGCAGUAGUAUACCACGUGAUGCUCGCAGUUCGUUCUGUGUUAUGCUUCGUAGAUAUCGUGGCCUCAAAUCAAAUGGUUACGGUGUUCCUGGUCGACCGAUUAGAUACGAACCCUUUCGUUUGGCAUUAACAUUUCGUGAAGCGCCCGAAGAAGCAAGACCUGAUAGCUAUUUACCAGGUGGCGCAAAUAUGUUACUCGUUAUAUGCGCUACGCCCAUAAAAACUUCGUAUAAAGUCGCCGAUGAAGUACUCUCGCACAAGCAUCCAAAAUUUUCCAUACGUCAUACAGCUACUGGUAUUAUAUCGCAUGUGGAUAGUGCUGCAGUAUCAGCCUUGGGCUAUCUACCGCAAGAUCUUAUAGGACGUUCUAUUUUAGAUUUUUAUCAUCAUGAAGAUCUCAUCGUUUUGAAACAAAUCUACGAGACUGUCAUGAAGAAAGGACAAAGGGCAGGAACUUCGUUCUGCAGCAAACCCUAUCGUUACCUUAUUCAGAACGGUUGUUACGUUUUAUUGGAUACAGAAUGGACAAGUUUUGUUAAUCCAUGGUCCAGAAAAUUGGAAUUUGUUGUCGGACAUCAUCGUGUCUUUCAAGGUCCCAAACUUUGUAACGUGUUUGAAUCUCCGGUAGCUAAUAAACUCAAACUUUCAGAAGAAGCGCAGAGUCGUGUCGCACGAAUUAAGGAAGAUAUUCUGAAAUUGCUAUCGGAAACCGUGUCACGACCCCUAGAGACGGUAAAACAAGAAGUUUCAAGACGUUGCCAGGCUUUAGCCUCCUAUAUGGAAACUUUAAUGGAUGAAGUAUCACGUACUGAUCUAAAACUAGAUUUACCUAAUGAAAAUGAAUUAACCGUUUCUGAAAGGGACUCAGUGAUGUUAGGUGAGAUUUCACCACAUCACGAGUAUUAUGAUAGCAAAAGUUCUUCGGAAACUCCGCCAAGUUAUAAUCAGCUUAAUUACAAUGAAAAUUUGCAGCGUUUUUUUAGUAGCAAACAUAUGAUGGCACCGAUAGAGUAUGAUCCACUAAAAAAUGAACCAUCUUAUAGUGCACCAGCUGAGGGCAGAAGUACUUUAAGUCCGGUGCAAUGCUUUGAAGGCAGCGGUGGCAGCGGUUCUUCAGGAAAUUUUACUUCGGGAAGUAAUUUGCAUAUGGGCAGCGUUACUAACACCAGCAAUACAGGAACAGGCACGUCCUCUGGAAGUGUACCAUUAGUUACACUGACAGAAUCAUUAUUAAAUAAACAUAAUGAUGAAAUGGAGAAAUUUAUGCUGAAAAAGCAUAGAGAAGCGCGUGGACGUAAUGGAGAAAAAAAUAAAAAGACCAAUGAGAAAUUAUUAGAGUAUAGCGGACCGGGGCAUGGGAUCAAAAGGGGAGGUUCGCAUUCUUGGGAAGGCGACGCGAACAAACCCAAACAGCAGCACACUAAUCAUAUGGAAAUGCAAAGAGAUUUCGUUGAUCAUAACAAUUCGCCUAAAAUGUUUGGUAAUCUACAAACAACUUGGGGCACAACUUUACCUAGCCCAUAUAAUAGUGGCUUAUCCCGUGCUCGUAAUAUUAAUCUAUGGCCACCAUUUUCUUUGGGCUUAACGACACCCGCUACACCCACUCCGCAAAUAGUGUCCCAAAGUGGUUUUACGCCGCAGCAUAGCAUCUUUCCUACCAUCUAUUACAUUCCCGCUACGGGAGCUGGUCCUGUUACCGCGAAACGAAUUCCCACUGAAUUGCCCAGUACCUCUACUCAAACAUUACCCCUCCAGUACAUGGCAAGCGUUGUUUAUCCUCAUCCAUCAUUCUUUUAUACGCAUCCCGCAGCGACUGCUAUGAUGUAUCAGCCUCUUACCUUUUCAAAUGUGGCAAACACAAUAAAUUUACCUCCGCAACAAACUGAUUAUAAAAGGUCACAAACUAUGAUGGUCGCGCCAUCUACAACGAAAAAUCAGCAAGGAGCUUUCCAUUCGAUAACGCCGUCCCAUUUGCAGCGUCCCUCGUCACAAGCCACAUCAGUAAAAGCAGAGCCUGGCUCAAAUAUGGCGCCAUCUGAUUCAUCCAAAAAAGGUAUUGCUGACUCGCCCAUAGCUUCUGUCAUGGGUGACUAUGUGUCAGAGCAACACAACUCAAAUAGUUUAAAACCAAAAAGUGACAGUAACGGUAAUAGCGAUGACAUGGACGGAUCUAGUUUCUCAUCGUUUUAUUCGUCAUUUAUUAAGACUACCGACAGUUCAGAUAGCCCCCAAGAAAAUGACAAUAAGGACUCGAAUCAAGUACAAAGCAAACAAAAGCACAUGCAAAAUGCCGAAGAAGAUCAAACACAGCACGGAGAUGGUUAA